AUGUCGUCCUUCUUCCGCAGCGCCGCCGACUCGGACAGCUCGUCGUCGUCGUCGUCGGACGAGGAAGAGCUUCGCUCGUCCGGCUCCGACUCGGAUUCGGACGCCCCGCAGGCCAGCAAGGCCCCCGCCGCCGCCGCCGCCGCGGGUGCCGCAAAGCCCCGCGGCCGCUUCCUCAAGAAGGCCGGCUCGGGCUCGUCGUCGUCCUCGUCGAGCUCGUCCGAGUCGGACGCCGACGACUCGGACUCGGACUCGGACGCCGCGCCGUCGCGCCCGUCGGCCGCCGCCGCCGCCGCCGCCGGAGCCGCUGCCGAGGGCGGCGCCAAGAAGCCCAUGGGCUCGCGCUUCCUCAAGGGCGCCGCGUCCGACGACUCGGACGACAGCGACGACGACAAGCCCGCCGUCGUCAAGUCGGCCAAGGACAAGCGCAACGACGAGGUCGACGCGUGCGUCAAGGCCAUCGAGAACGGCGCCAAGAUCAACGACUGGGUCGCCAUCUCGAACGAGUUCGACAAGGUCGGCCGCCUCGUCCAGAAGACGGACCCGAUCCCGGUCAGCUUCUACCGCAUCCUCGCGUCGCUCGACGGCAUGGUCGCCCAGGCGCAGAGCGCCAAGAAGAAGAUGAACGCGACCAACUCCAAGUCGCUCAACUCGAUGAAGCAGAAGGUCAAGAAGACGCAGCGCGAGCACGAGUCGAGCCUCGCCCGGUACAAGGCCGACCCCGACGCGUUCGAGCGCAGCCUCGCCGCGCCCACCCUCGCCGCCGCCGCCGCCGCGCCGACGCCCAAGAAGGCCGCCAAGGGCCCGAUGACGGUCGCCGCCGACGCCGACGCCGACGACGACGACGGCUUCGAGACGGUCGGCGCCGCCAAGCCCAAGUCGGGCGCCGCCAUCGCCCAGGCCCAGGCCCAGGCGUCGUCGGACGGCAUCUACAAGGCCCUGACGGCCGUCCUCGAGGCGCGCGGCCGCAAGAACACGGACCGCGGCGAGCAGAUCCGCACGCUCGAGGGCCUCCUCGAGGUCGCGUCGACGACGUACCAGAAGAUCCGCGUCAUCCUCGCCCUCAUCGCGGCCCACCUCGACUACAACCCGGCGAGCAACACGCACAUGCCGCUCGAGGCGUGGAGCGCCGCGCGCGAGCAGCUCGACGCGCUCCUCCAGCUCCUCCUCGCCGACCGCAAGUUUGACGUGCGCGAGGAGGCGCCCGACUACGACGACCAGGUCGAGCGCACCCCGUCCGAGGCCGAGCCCGUCGUCGUCGUGCGCGGCAGCGUCAUCUCGUUCGUCGACCGCCUCGACGACGAGUUCACCAAGAGCCUCCAGAACCUCGACCCGCACGCCGGCGAGUACAUCGACCGCCUCAAGGACGAGCGCGUCAUGUACAACACGAUCGUCACGGCCCAGGUCCACUUUGAGCGCAUGGGCGACCAGGGCCGCGAGCACCUCGACCGCGUCGUCAUGCGCCGCCUCGAGCACAUCUACUGCAAGCCCGACGCCGUCACGCUCGCGCUCGAGGCGUCGCUCCCGUCGAUCGCGUCCCAGUCGUCGAUCUGGGCCUCGUCGACCGAGUCGUCCAACGCGUCGUCGUUCUCGGCCCUCGCGCUCGUGCGCGCCCUGUGCAUUCGCCUGUACAAGACGGCCAACUCGCUCCUGCGCACGCGCGCCAUGCUGUCGCACAUCUACCACUACGCCCUCCACGACGACUACUACACGGCGCGCGACAUGCUCCUCAUGUCGCACCUCCAGGACACGGUCGGCAACGCCGACGUGUCGACCCAGAUCCUGUACAACCGCACCGUCGUCCAGGUCGGCCUGUGCGCGUUCCGCCUCGGCCUCAUCCGCGAGGCCCAGUCGACGCUCCAGGAGAUCUUCGCGACGCAGCGCGUCAAGGAGCUCCUCGCGCAGGGCGUCCAGGCGCAGCGGUACACGACCUUGACGCCCGAGCAGGAGCGUGCCGAGCGCGCGCGCCAGUUGCCGUUCCACAUGCACAUCAACCUCGAGCUCCUCGAGGUCGUGUACCUCGUGUCGUCGAUGCUCCUCGAGGUGCCCCUCAUGGCCCAGGCCGGCGGCGACCGGGAGCAGCUCAAGAAGAAGGGCAUCUCCAGGACGUUCCGCCGCAUGCUCGAGUACGCCAACCGCCAGGUGUUUACCGGCCCGCCCGAGAACAAGCGCGACCACGUCAUGCAGGCGACAAAGGCGCUCCAGCAGGGCGACUGGCAGAAGUGCGUCGACCUCGUGCACGGCAUCAAGGUCUGGGGGCUCAUGCCCAACGAGAAGGAGGUCAAGGACAUGAUCACGCGCAAGAUCCAGGAGGAGGGCCUCCGAACCUACCUGUUCACCUACGCGCCGCACUACUCGUCCCUGUCGCUGCAGCACCUCGCCACGACGUUCGACCUGCCGCUGUCGGUCGCGACGUCGCUCGUGAGCAAGAUGAUCUGGACCGAGCAGCUCGACGCCAAGCUCGACCCGGUCACGCAGGUCGUCGUCCUCGAGGCGCAGGCCGUGUCGCCUCUGCAGCGCCUCGCGACCCAGCUCGUCGACCGCGCCGCACAACUCGCCGACACGAGCGAGCGCUACCUCGACGCCAAGCUCCAGGCGGGCGAGGCGCGCGACGGCGCCGACGGCGCGCAGGGCGGGCCGGGCGGCAGCGGCAAGGGCGAGCGCGGCGAGCGCGCACCGCGGCGUGACGGCGGCGAGCGACGCGGCGGCGGGAGGGGAGGUGCGCGCGGCGGGCGUGGCGGUGGGCGCGGCGGCGGAGCGGCGAGGCAGUUCAACCAGGGCCACCUCGGACGGUCGAUCCAGGUCUGAGCUGAGCGGUGGGGCGCAUGCGCGGUGGGGGGUGGUCGUGUAGCGGGCGACAAACGCCUCGCGCGUUAGAACGUUGUACUCGCAGGAUCCUCUUUCUCUCUCUC
This is a messenger RNA of Rhodotorula graminis WP1, 2909 nucleotides long. RefSeq lists its product as uncharacterized. The record is from RefSeq and is a predicted model, not a curated record. The coding region runs from base 1 to 2805 and encodes 934 amino acids. Gene Ontology annotation, biological process: translational initiation. Lineage: Eukaryota; Fungi; Basidiomycota; Microbotryomycetes; Sporidiobolales; Sporidiobolaceae. Gene Ontology annotation, cellular component: eukaryotic translation initiation factor 3 complex. The transcript is spliced from 3 exons. Gene Ontology annotation, molecular function: RNA binding; translation initiation factor binding; translation initiation factor activity.